GACGUUAAAACAUACGCUCCACUAAAUGUCAGAUGCAAUCACAAAAAUUUUUUCUUUGAUGAUAGUAAACAAACAACAAAAAUCCGUUCUAUCACUAUCACUAUGAUAACGCUGACUAGAAAACUGAAAAAAGAUGGUUCGACAUCCAGUCCGGAUACGUCUAAAAGAAUUUCGGUGCGCGAUCGAUUGCUGAUAAAAGAGGUGCAAGAGAUGGAACAAGAGAUGGAAACAAAUGUGUGCAAGGUUGUUUUUAAUGAUCCGAACGUUUUGUCGGAAUUUACGCUGACGAUAACACCAGACGAAGGAUUUUGGAAAGGUGGCAAAUUCAAAUUCACGAUAGCAGUUCCGGAGGAGUACAAUAUGAUUCCUCCUAAAGUCAAAUGCACGACAAAACUGUGGCAUCCGAACAUAUCUGAAGCAGGAGAGGUGUGUCUUUCAUUAUUACGACAAAAUUCAAUAGAUGGAUUAGGCUGGGCACCGACACGUAGACUGAAAGACCUAGUAUGGGGCAUAAAUUCACUUUUUAAUGAUCUGUCUGUGAUCAAUUUUGAUGAUCCACUCAAUAGCGACGCAGCCGACCAAUAUCAACAAGACAAGAAGGAGUUCCAAAAGAAGGUGAGCGAAUAUAUAUUUCUCUACGCAAGGGGGUAGUGUUAGUUGCAAUGCACAAAAUUCACUUAAACUAUGUAAAUGCCGAUUUGAUAAGUUUGAAAUAAAAUUAAGUUUGACCGAACAAAGAUCGUUGCU
Molecule: messenger RNA, 747 nt
Organism: Bradysia coprophila
Lineage: Eukaryota; Metazoa; Arthropoda; Insecta; Diptera; Sciaridae
Product: NEDD8-conjugating enzyme UBE2F-like
Source: RefSeq, a predicted model, not a curated record